Molecule: messenger RNA, 2450 nt
Organism: Siniperca chuatsi (mandarin fish)
Lineage: Eukaryota; Metazoa; Chordata; Actinopteri; Centrarchiformes; Sinipercidae
Gene: sptssa
Product: serine palmitoyltransferase, small subunit A
Exons: 2
Coding region: 93-299 (68 amino acids)
Biological process (GO): ceramide biosynthetic process
Cellular component (GO): serine palmitoyltransferase complex
Molecular function (GO): serine C-palmitoyltransferase activity
Source: RefSeq, a predicted model, not a curated record
CCACCAGGAAAUACUCUAACACGAAUCACGUAGAAAGAAAAAAAAAAACAGUGAGGAAAGAGAAAUAAGUUGGCGUUUGUAAAGUUGGAACCAUGGCCCUGGGUGACUGUUGGAAGCAGUUAUCCUGGUUUUACUACCAAUAUCUUCUGGUGACGGCGCUGUACAUGCUGGAGCCAUGGGAGAGGACGGUGUUCAAUUCGCUGCUGAUCUCUGUGGCCGGCAUGGCCGUUUACACCGGCUACGUCUUCAUGCCGCAGCACAUCAUGGCUAUCCUGCACUACUUCGAGGUCGUCCAAUGACACGAUGACUCCGCCCAUGUCCGUCUGCCGUCUCCUGGGCUUGAGGUGGGGAUUGUUUCCAACCAUGUUGAGGCAGAACUUCUCUCCUCCUCCUCCUCUCUUCCAAAGCUAAUUCAAUAUCAAAGGUCAAAGCUCUGAACGUCGUGCUGAAGGUCAUGUUGGACGAUGGGACUGUUUCUCCUUCACUGAAAUAUUUGGGAUUGUGAACAACGUUGGGCUCGGAGGCAAGGCCUUAAAGGGUGUGCUUGGUUUCGUUUCAUGUGUUUGUUUAUAUCUUCUUAAAUCAAGCGCACCUUACUGUUUUGAAAAUGUGUAAAUUAUAUGGAUGUCUGGAUGUUUGAAGUGAUUUGGAUUAUUUUAUUUUUAUUCCAUUGAGACAUCAUACCUUGAGUUUUAUGCAGGGUCAGAAACACAGCGGCUGAUGGACAAGAUACUUUGUCAUUUUAUUCCAUUUUAUGAGCCAAAUAUGAUUAUUAGAUCAGAUCUCUGAAUGAGGCCUGGAUGUAGGUACAGUAGAGGCACCACACGACGAGAGAGGGGCGGGUGGUGCAAAGUUCAAAUAAACUGGCUGCGAUCUGGAAAGGGUGGAAAACUGUGUCGUGGUAACCAAUCGCCCCAAAUGUCAUUUGCAGCUUGUUAUUUUACUCCUGAAAUAACAAUCAUGCAACACUUGCACCAGUCUGCAUCAGGUGUCUGUGUUUUUAAUACGCUCACCGCAAGUUCCUGCUCAUUUUUAAAGCUAAACACUCGGCAGACAAAUGAUUCUGUUAUUCUGGAGACAGCAAAGGUGUGAGACAGUGUCCACCAACUUUGAACAAAAGUUGGAAUGGCUCUUUAUGACCUGUUAAUGAUAUAAUUUGUCUUCAGACUUCAAAGGAAAUAGAGCCUGAGAAAUGACCAUAAAAGGACACGUUUCUUUCAUGCGGUCAUAUUUGAACAUCCCACUCCAGCACCACUUGGAGAGUAUCUCAUGACUGCUUGUCCUGAAGGAUGGAAGUUGGACAUUGUGUCAGCAUUUCUCUUGUUACCUGUAUACUUGUGGCUGCAGCUGCCUGUACACAUGCAUCACUCUGGUACACCUCAUUACAGAGAGUGGAGUCUUACCUUGGAAAGCAGCAUCAGUGUGAUGAGAAAUGAUGGUAAAAUGACACAGUUGUCCUCUUUUAAAUUCCCACUUUUAUUUUAAACUGCACAGCAGGCAAUGUUAAUGGUUUCCUCUUUGCACAGAAAUUAUAAAUGUUUAAGAAGUUCAAUUUUUAUGUAAUCAUAUUUUAUGAUAUGUACCGUUAUCCCUUUAGAAAAUCGUGAUUAUUUUCCCCUGCAAAACUGUAUUUUUCUCAUUUUUUGUGUAUAUAAUCUUGUAUACAUGUGUAAAGUUUUGUAGUCGAUGUGACGGCGUAUAGAAUCGAAUAUGUGUGGUUUUUGUGAGCUACUGAUGUUAAAUACUGUUCUAUAACUGAAAUCAUUAAAGGGAAAUUUCACUCCGCUAAAGCAGUUUGCUUUACCUUGUUUUGCUCUUCCCAGUCAGCUGCGAGUGAUGUGUCCGUCCUGUUAACGUUUGUCAUGAAGAAACUGAGCUAUUAUUUCUGCAGGUCGAUACACAGCAGCCUGUGCAGCGGUUUCGUGGUGUGGUGCUGUAUUUGUACGUCACUUUGAACACAGGAACGUUGUAUUAUGGAAAACAUCUGCAAUAAUCCCCAAAAUGAGGAAAUCCUACUUACCUUGUACUAUUUUUAAGGUAUUCUUAUAAAAUGUCCUGAUUAAGGAUUACGGCAAACAUUCAGUUGUAGAAGUCAAAACUGCUGUAGUUUCAUUGUGGGCUGUUCUUUUGGUUUCAAAAGUCUUAAAGAUAAAUUUCCAAUAGAUUAGCAAUUUUCCGUUGUUUUUUUUUUAAAAGAUAUUCAUUUUCAUGUCCAUUCUACCUGACAGUGAAAAGUCUCUAAAAGUCUUGAAUGUAGGCUUAAAAUGUGUUAUACAGCAUAUAUUUAUGGUUUUGUUUUCCCUGUAAUUGCAAUUAUUAGAUGCUAGAUGGAAGUGUUUCCAUGUUUUUGAGCCAAAUUGCUCUGAUCUGUACACAGAAACACUCAGCAGUAAAAGAGAAGCUGUGUCACUGCUGUCUGAAUGUCUUAUUAAAGUAACUUAAACAGCCAA